GCCUAUGAAAGUUGGGCGGAGCCUGGGAGAUCCGGGCUUUUCGGUGGACGUGUUGGUUCUGCCUGAAGCCGUCGUCAUGAUGGCGCCCCUGGUGUACUUGGUGGCGGCGGCGCUGCUUGUCGGCCUUAUCUUCUUUUUGACUCGCAGCCGGGGCCGGGCGGCAGCAGAGUCACCCCACAAUGAGGAGGGACCAGUAGCAGCAGGCCAGGUGGCCCAGGCUCGGCCCCUGGAGCCCGAGGAACAGAGACCUGGAGGCAGACCCCGCCGCCGUAGAGACCUGGGCAGCCGCCUCCAGGCCCAGCGUCGAGCCCAGCAGGCAGCCUGGGCAGAAGUGGAUGAGAAUGGAGAAGAAGCUGUCAUCCCAGCCCAGGAGGAAGAAGGCAUUGAGAAGCCAGUGGAAACUCACCUGUCAGGAAAAAUCGGAGCCAAGAAACUACGGAAGUUGGAGGAGAAACAGGCGCGAAAAGCCCAGCGUGAGGCAGAGGAGGCAGAACGUGAGGAACGGAAACGCCUUGAGUCCCAGCGUGAAGCAGAGUGGAAGAAGGAGGAGGAGCGACUUCGCCUGGAGGAGGCACAGAAGGAGGAGGAGGAGAGGAAGGCACGGGAGGAGCAGGCCCAGCGAGAGCAUGAAGAGUACCUGAAACUGAAGGAAGCCUUCGUGGUGGAGGAGGAGGGCGUGAGCGAGACCAUGACUGAGGAGCAGUCCCACAGCUUCCUGACAGAGUUCGUCAACUACAUCAAGCAGUCCAAGGUGGUGCUCUUGGAAGACCUGGCUUCUCAGGUGGGCCUGCGGACUCAGGACACCAUAAACCGCAUCCAGGACCUGCUGGCUGAGGGGACUCUAACAGGUGUGAUUGACGACCGCGGCAAGUUCAUCUACAUAACGCCAGAGGAGCUGACUGCUGUGGCCAACUUCAUCCGACAGCGGGGCCGGGUGUCCAUCGCCGAGCUUGCCCAGGCCAGCAACUCCCUCAUCACCUGGGGCAGGGAGCCUCCUACCCAGGUCCCCGCCUGACCCCAGCCCUUCUCUCUUGGACUCGGAGCUGGUGCAGCCUACCUAACCACACCUUCAUCUUUCCUUACCAUCCUGGGGCAGGGAUGGAGUGUGACCAAGCAGUUACAAAUUAAAGCCCAUGAGCACUGCUGA
Messenger RNA from Tupaia belangeri chinensis (Chinese tree shrew), 1147 nucleotides. RefSeq names its product DDRGK domain containing 1 (gene DDRGK1). Gene Ontology annotation, molecular function: ubiquitin-like protein ligase binding. Gene Ontology annotation, biological process: negative regulation of IRE1-mediated unfolded protein response; cartilage development; protein K69-linked ufmylation. The transcript is spliced from 9 exons. Bases 5 to 1015 code for a protein of 336 amino acids. Lineage: Eukaryota; Metazoa; Chordata; Mammalia; Scandentia; Tupaiidae. The record is from RefSeq and is a predicted model, not a curated record.